Molecule: messenger RNA, 2017 nt
Organism: Zea mays
Lineage: Eukaryota; Viridiplantae; Streptophyta; Magnoliopsida; Poales; Poaceae
Biological process (GO): regulation of DNA-templated transcription
Cellular component (GO): nucleus
Molecular function (GO): DNA-binding transcription factor activity
Source: RefSeq, marked provisional
CGUGUUUUGUUUCUAGUGAUAGCUUUGCUCUUGCUCGCUCUCCUCGCCUGGGCGACUGGACUCCGUGUGCGCCUCCUCCUUCAUCCACUGCGCCAUCUCCUCCAGCUGCAGCAGGCCGGCGCGGCGUUGCCUCCGCUUGCUCCCCCCUCGCGCUCGCCGCCGGCAUUCCGGCAGUUCCAGCUCCGGACGUUCCAGAGUGUAGCGCCGCGAUGGGUGACCCGAGCGCCUCCGCCGACCCCGCCGCCGCGCGCCACCACCUCUCGCCACAGCUCGCGGGGCAGCCGCCGGUGCCGCGCUCGCCGGCCCCGCUCGACCUGGCCUCCGCCGCCGCGGCGUCCGGGCACCGCCGCCUCUCGCCGUCGCUCCGGCCGCCGGCGCACCCGCAGGCGCGCCUCCCGUCGCCCUACGGCCAGAUCUCUUCGCCAGGCGCCGCCGCGCACCACGCGCUCUCGCUCUCCCAGCCGCUCUUCUUCUCGCUCGACUCGCUCCCGCCGCCGCCGCCGCCGUACGCUGAUCUGGGCGCCGCGCCCGCCGUGCCGGCGCCCUCCCCGCCGCCGUCGACCUCGGACCCGCCGCCGCCGCUCGGCCUGCCGCCCAGGAGGUCCGGCCACCGCCGCUCGCAGAGCGACAUCCCCUUCGGCCUCGCGCAGCUCAGCCCGCCGCUGCCCCCGCCGGCACCGGUCAAGCGCGAGGUCGCCACUGCGGCCGAGGGCGGCGACGGCGAUGACGCCGCCUUCUUCGACCUCGUCAACGCCUACAUGGACCUGGACGGUCUGGACCCGCUCAACUCCUCUGAGGACCGCCACGACGACCGCGACAGCCGCGCCAGCGGCACCACGCGCGCCGGGAGCGCGGCGGAGAGCAGCGAGAACGAGGCGGAGAGCCAGUCCACGUCGGCGGACAGGAAGGACGGGGGCAAGUCCCGCCAUUGUCGCAGCCUGUCCAUGGACAGCUUCAUGGGCAAGCUCAACUUCGCCGCAGGGGAUGAGUCUCCAAAGCUGCCGCUGCCGUCUCCUCGUGCCAGUGGCAGCCUCACUAGGAGCGGGAGCGGCUCACUGGAAGGUGGUGCUGUCGCGCUGUUUGACAUGGAGUUCUCCAAUGGAGAGUUUACUGAGUCCGAGAAGAAGAAAAUCAUGGCGAAUGAGCGGCUUGCUGAGAUAGCUUUGACGGAUCCUAAGAGGGUCAAGAGGAUUCUGGCAAAUCGGCAGUCAGCAGCAAGGUCAAAGGAGCGCAAGAUGAGGUACAUUCAGGAGCUUGAGCAUAAGGUGCAAGUGCUGCAGACAGAGGCUACGACACUCUCAGCACAGUUGACAAUGCUGCAGAGGGACUCAGCUGGACUGGCUACUCAGAACAACGAGUUGAAAAUUAGGCUGCAAGCCAUGGAGCAACAAGCACAGCUGAGAGAUGCCCUGAAUGAAGCGUUAACGGGCGAGGUCCAGCGUCUGAAACUCGCAACUGGGGAGAUGACCGAUGGGCCUAUGCCGAAGGGCCUGCAGCAGCAGAUGAACUCCCAGAUGCUGCAGCUCCAGCAGCUGCAGAUCCAGCAGCAGGCGCCCCCACAACAGACGCAGCAGCAAGGCCAGCGACAACAGCCGCAGAAGUCGGCGUAAAGACCGUGGCUGAGAGGAGGACGCGGAAGCGAAUUGAGCAUUGGCCAAGGCCAACUGAAGGAUGCCGGGUGGGAAAAGAAAGAACCCCAAUCUUUUGCCGUAUAUAUAUAUUAUCAGACAGGUUGUAGGAUAGCAGCAACAGCAGUAGGGCGGGCGAGGGACCCCGUUGGCCCCGCGCGAUUUGAGUUGUUUUCGCCGGAUACCGUAACCUUAGCUGGAGUCUGUCGUCGUCUUGGUGUCGUGCCUGCCUGCCUAGUGUUGAUGAGGCGUCUUGGUAGCGUCCCUUGGAACGCCCUCUCGGAGCCGGAGGUGCUUCUUUUGCUUCUUUUGUCUAUAUAGAUAAUUAUAUGUGCAUGGGAACCUGCGUAGUACUGCAGUUAUUAUUAUUAUCAUUGUUAAUUUAUUAU